AUGGGGACGGCGAGCGCGUUGGCGACGUUGGGAGCGCUGCCGACUGCGAGCGCGGCGUACGACGUCGUUUGGGGAUGGUUGAUGCCGAUGGGGGUGGUGUUGGCGCUGUUGGAGCGGCGUGGAGCGAUGCGUCGGGAGGACUCCGCGGAGAGCGCGCGCGUGCUCGGUGGAUUCGUCGUUGGCGCGGUCGGGACGGUGGUCGGCACACUCGCCGCGUGGUUUGUUGUCGGACGCGCGCUCGGUACUGAGGGAUGGAAAAUCGCCGCGUGCCUGUGCGCGAGCUACAUAGGGGGGUCGGUGAAUUUUGCCGCGACCGCGCAGGCGGUGGACAUGAUGAGCUCCGGCGGGAAAGCUCUCCUGAGUGCUGGGAUGGCUGCCGACAACUUCGCCAUGGCGUGUUAUCUUGGCGUGCUUUUUGCAAUUAAAACCGACGGUCCGGACAACGUCGAGGGCGAAAGCACUGAUGGCGCACCUCAUGAAGAGCACGAUGAGGUCACAAAAUCUUCCAUUAUCGCUUCGUUAGCAGCGGCACUACUCAUUCUGCGCGCGUCGCACGCAAUAGCAGCGAUGGUGGGACAAGUGAGCUUUACGCUCGGCAUCGCAUGUCUCGUGGCGCCAAUCUUCUCUUUAGCGACGAGCGUGAUCGUGCAGUCGAUGAGUUCAGUUCAAAAGAAUUUAUGCAGUGUUCUGCGAUUCUAUGGGGCUCAAUCCAUGAGCGGUGCGCUGAUGCUGAUGUUCUUCGCUACACUUGGCGCGAUGGCUGAUUUGCGUUCAGUAUUCACCGCGCUCGCUGGCGGCUCGAUGCUUACGUUCAUUGGAAUUCUUCUCACAGUUCAGUUGCUCUUCACCCUCGCAGUGGGGCACAGAAUUUUCAAACUUCCGCUUUGGGCUGUGUUGAUCGCGGCGAACGCGAACGUCGGUGGACCAGCCACUGCUGCCGCGAUGGCUUCCGCGAAAGGAUGGAAGCGCGCAGUAUCGCCCGCUAUCGUGACUGGUAUUUUCGGGUACUCCAUCGCGACAUUUAUUGGCGUCGCAGUUGGAAGAGCGGUGGCUUAG
This is a messenger RNA of Ostreococcus tauri, 1056 nucleotides long. RefSeq names its product Protein of unknown function DUF819. The transcript has a single exon. The coding region runs from base 1 to 1056 and encodes 351 amino acids. The record is from RefSeq and is a predicted model, not a curated record. NCBI's taxonomy places the organism in Eukaryota, Viridiplantae, Chlorophyta, Mamiellophyceae, Mamiellales, Bathycoccaceae.